Messenger RNA from Rhopalosiphum maidis (corn leaf aphid), 450 nucleotides. RefSeq lists its product as uncharacterized. The record is from RefSeq and is a predicted model, not a curated record. The coding region runs from base 1 to 450 and encodes 149 amino acids. Lineage: Eukaryota; Metazoa; Arthropoda; Insecta; Hemiptera; Aphididae. The transcript has a single exon.
AUGGAAUUCUUAAAUUCCUUGGAAAUAUCGGAUUUGCCUUCUCAUAUUUUAACUUUGAAAAUUGGAGCACCAAUUAUGCUUUUAAGAAAUAUUAAUCCGCCACAAUUAUGCAAUGGAACGCGGUUAUUUGUAAAAGCUUUAAAUAAUAAUAUGAUAGAAGCUACAAUAUUAACUGGAUGUGGAAAAGGUGAAGAUGUAUACCUACCAAGAAUACCGAUUAAACCUAGUGAUAGGCCGUAUAACUUUGAAAGAUUACAAUUUCUGGUAAAACUUGCAUUCGCAUUUACAAUAAACAAAUUUCAAGGACAAUCAUUAAAGAUCACAGGACUUCUCUUUAACACACCGUGUUUCGACCAUGGUCAGUUAUAUGUGGCAUAUUUAAGAGGGGGUGAUCCAAAAAAUCUUUACAUAUAUUGUGAAAAUGGCAAAACUAUGAACAUUGUAUAUUAA